CCAUGUUUCUACAUCAAAAGGGGAGACCAAGCAUCGAUAAUUGGGGGAGUAAUAGAAUUUAUUAAGGAAUUGCACCACGUUUUACAAGCUUUGGAGUCCAAGAAACAAAGGAUGAAAAGCGUGAGCCCUAGGGCACCAGUAGUUCAUCAUCCUCAGCUUGAUCAAAGGUGUUUUGGACAUGAAAGUUUUAAGGAAAUAGGAGCGUCCUGCAACUCUCCUCUUGCAGAUGUGGAAGCAAAGAUCUCAGGUCCAAACGUGGUGCUGAAAGUUAUAUCGAGGAGGAUCCCUGGCCAAGUUGUGAAGAUAAUCACUGUACUCGAGAAGCUUUCCUUCGAGAUUCUUCACCUCAAUAUCAGUAGCAUGGAGGACACUGUUUUAUGCUCCUUUGUCAUCAAGAUAGGGUUGGAAUGCCACCUGAGUCUGGAGGAGCUGGCACUUGAAGUUCAACAAAGCUUCUACUCUGAGUCCGUUCAUGCAAAUGAUCAUAAGAUAUAGUAGUCUUUUCAUGAUCUUGGCCGUCAAAUAUAUAUCCAUGCUGCUUUGGAAAAAUCAUCUUUGCAAUCAUAUAAUAUAUAUAUAUAUAUAAGAAAAAGCUCUCAAGGCAACUUCUUAGUUUAAAAACAUGGUUAAACAUAUUAUACAUGCAUAGUAGUAUCAUAGUUCUAAAGAUUAUA
This is a messenger RNA of Carica papaya (papaya), 674 nucleotides long. It is a transcript of the gene MUTE, whose product is annotated as basic helix-loop-helix (bHLH) DNA-binding superfamily protein. The record is from RefSeq and is a predicted model, not a curated record. Gene Ontology annotation, cellular component: nucleus. Gene Ontology annotation, biological process: guard cell differentiation; stomatal complex development; positive regulation of DNA-templated transcription. Lineage: Eukaryota; Viridiplantae; Streptophyta; Magnoliopsida; Brassicales; Caricaceae. Gene Ontology annotation, molecular function: protein dimerization activity; DNA-binding transcription factor activity.